Colletotrichum gloeosporioides is the source of this 1803-nucleotide messenger RNA. RefSeq lists its product as uncharacterized. Lineage: Eukaryota; Fungi; Ascomycota; Sordariomycetes; Glomerellales; Glomerellaceae. Gene Ontology annotation, biological process: regulation of DNA-templated transcription. Bases 1 to 1803 code for a protein of 600 amino acids. The transcript has 2 exons. Gene Ontology annotation, molecular function: DNA-binding transcription factor activity, RNA polymerase II-specific; zinc ion binding. The record is from RefSeq and is a predicted model, not a curated record.
AUGGGCCACAAAUCCUCACAUUCGCUCUCCAGAGGCGGCCUAGGGCUACUCGAGCCAUUCCUCAUUUUUACCAGGCGAAGACAUGUGAAGUGUGACGAAGUAAAGCCUGCUUGCGAGCGAUGUGUCAAAUGGCAAGGCUUCUGCGAAGGCUACGAGGCCCCUCCCAGCGAAUCAUCGACCUCAACACCGACACCAGAUACCGAGAAAGGCGUGAGAUUGGCGGCUAGGCAGGCCCUGGCCAGGAAAAAGCGCGUGGCGGAGGAUGUCGGAUCUUGCCACCAACCAGGCAAUGUCAGUUUGUUGCUCGAGCCGACCGUGAACAUUUUCAAAGACGAAACCGAACGACAAUACUUCGACCACUGGUUGGGCUAUCGGGCUCAAUUGGGCGGCGGCUUCUUCGACGAAGAACUUUGGAAUGAAACGAUUCCUCAGUUAAGCCGUGAGCAUGCGUCCGUCAGGUACGCCAUCAUGGCCAUUGGCGGCAUCUCCAAGGCGCUCCGGCACAGCCUCAAACCGACAAGCCCAGCACUCAUGGCUGCAAAUGGCCCGCACUAUCAUCUCGCCCUUUCAUAUUAUGGCAGGGCCAUCCACGAAGUCCGAGGGUCAAAAUUGGACACCGGUAGCCUUCGUGGGGCAAUUGUCUGCUGUCUGCUGUUCGUCUGCUUUGAGGUAUUGCAUGGCGAUCGAAAGGCAGCCUUCGCCCACAUCAACAACGGCCAACGUAUGAUGGACGAGCUCCUACACAUCCGCGAUCAUCACGACCAUGACCACACGCAGAACAUCAUCGGUGCCGAUUUCGUCGAGAGAGAUAUCCUCCACGUUUUCCAGCGGCUGAUCCAGCAAUCUUGGUCUUGCGGCGUUCUCCGGCGACGUGAUCAGCAUAUCGCCGGUAGUCCGAGCGAUGGUGAUAACGAGCCGUCACCCGAGCAGCUGUGGUGUUGCCGAGGAGGAUCCGCCGAAAAGUGCGUCGUCCAUAACAUGCCAUCAAGCUUCGUGAGUCUCCAACAAGCUCGACGCUGGUGGGACGUGGUACAACACUACGUAACCCAUUCGUCUAGCAUCGUCUUUCGUGUGACCCAUCUGGGCUUGGACGACGACGUGCUCUCAGAAUGCAACGAACGUAUCCAAAGACACAUGGACAAGAUCGAACAGGCGAGAGCAGGCAUCAAGACGGCGACUCCCGAGCAGUGGCAGGAUUUCAAAGAUGUGCUCGAACGAUGGCACCAAGGCUUCGAGCCACACUGGAAAGCUGCGCAAAAGUCCAAAUCCGAAGACGAAAAAUCGUAUGCUCAGGCAGCUCACCUUCGGGCUCACUACCUGACGAUGUAUGGCUGCGUCCACGCACCACUCAGCUGUAGCUACGAAAGCAUCGCCAAGCUGACGCCCAAGUACCAAGAAGUGGUCGAACUAGGGCAUCAGCUUUUCGAGUACCAGAAGCGAUCUUGGGGCGAUGGCGAAAUGUUCACGAUGGACACCGGCCCGACGUGGCCCAUCUUCAUGGCCGGUACGCGCUGUCGAGAUCCCGAGGUGCGGUCCGAGGCAAUACGCCUCCUCCACGAGAACCCCAGGAGGGACGGUCUAUGGGACAGUCGGAUCUUCUAUGCCAUGACAUUCCGCAAUCGCAUGCUGGAGAUUUCCAACGCCCAGGAAGGCACCAGCGAUGAGCAGUGGUGGCGGCUCCAGCAACGCUCGGGAUGUAUAGACGAGCAUGGUAGGUUGAUCGCGCGAGCCAUGGAAAAGAACCCACAAACAGGGGAAUGGGAGUUUGGAGAGGAAGAUUUGCGUCGGUUUCUUCUUGACUGA